UCUUCCCACCAAAGGGCUUUUAUUUCUGAAUAUCUCCAUCAUCUGCCUUCGCAGACCAGGACGCAUCCAAAACGGAAUAGCAAAGUAAGGAUCACUGCAUCCAUGCAGAGGACACUGGUAAAUACUCUUAAUAAUGAGCUAAGGCCCCACACGCUGUGAUUGCCUUUUCCUCCAACACAAAUCGUUACUCGUACAGCAGUACGUGGCACCAUGGUUCACACAGCACUGCUGCCCACCCGAGAGCCCAGAGGAGAGCCCUUGAAGCACCCGGUUAAGGGGAAGAGAGAGUGGGGGAGAGCGUAUCAACUGCCUCAGAGAGGUAUGAAUUUGGCGCCUUGCCGUCUGAUUGGUCUAUCUCCACCACCAAUAGACUCGGGGGCCAAAAGCGGUGGCUCCGCAGAGGAGACCAAUCAGUAAAAAGUUUCUUCCGGCAGACGCACCAAUAGCGAGGCGCGGCGGCGCUGUCCAAUGAGCUGAGCGCUAUUUUGGGGAAGGUUAUAAGAGGACCGGGUGCAGAGCCCCUCGCCCCACUUCGCCGGAGAACUCUCGUCGGCAGGGUACAGCGCGCACGGAGGAGCGAGCCGCCAUGUCUGGCCGUGGCAAGAGUGGCGGUAAGGCCCGGGCUAAGGCCAAGUCUCGCUCGUCCCGGGCAGGACUGCAGUUCCCGGUCGGGCGCGUUCACCGGCUGCUGCGGCGCGGUCACUACGCGGAGCGCGUGGGGGCCGGCGCUCCCGUGUACCUGGCGGCCGUGCUGGAGUACCUGACUGCCGAGAUCCUGGAGCUGGCGGGCAACGCGGCCCGCGACAACAAGAAGACGCGUAUCAUCCCGCGGCACCUGCAGCUCGCCGUGCGCAACGACGAGGAGCUCAACAAGCUGCUGGGCGGCGUCACCAUCGCGCAGGGCGGCGUCCUGCCCAAUAUCCAGGCCGUCCUGCUGCCCAAGAAGACCAGCGGCGGCAGCGCGGGCCCCACCAAGGCCGGCAAGAAGGGCAGAGGGCAGCAGUCACAGGAGUACUAGAGCGGCCGAGGCCUCGGCACCACACAAAGGCCCUUUUCAGGGCCACCCCCAUUGCUCACCGGGAGAGCUGCGAUCCGCGUGGGGAGGGGGCGUGUCGCGGCCCCGCCGUCAGGCCUGGAGGCGGGGCCGGCCCGGGCCCCACCCCGUCCGCUGGCCGGGGCUGCGGAGCCGAGGAGCGCUGGUGCCUGCCGCCGUCCCGGUCUGUGAAGCUGUGAACAGAGGAGCUGCUCCGGAAAGACACUGACACCGGGGUGCUGUUUACCAUUCUGCUGUAUUUAUCAGCUGUUACGUUUUAUUGGUCGUUGCAGAGAAUAAACUAUCCUUCAUUUCCAAAA
Molecule: messenger RNA, 1353 nt
Organism: Melopsittacus undulatus (budgerigar)
Lineage: Eukaryota; Metazoa; Chordata; Aves; Psittaciformes; Psittaculidae
Gene: H2AX
Product: H2A.X variant histone
Exons: 1
Coding region: 587-1018 (143 amino acids)
Biological process (GO): heterochromatin formation
Cellular component (GO): nucleosome; chromatin
Molecular function (GO): protein heterodimerization activity; structural constituent of chromatin; DNA binding
Source: RefSeq, a predicted model, not a curated record